AUGGUGGUUUAUCCCCGCUGGCGCGGGGAACUCGACAGAACGGCCUCAGUAGUCUCGUCAGGCUCCGGUUUAUCCCCGCUGGCGCGGGGAACACACACGCCCUUAUCAAAUAGCUGUGAUUUACCUACGGUUUAUCCCCGCUGGCGCGGGGAACACAUAGACCCCGAACAACAAUACGCGCAAACCGACGGUUUAUCCCCGCUGGCGCGGGGAACACUACCGUACAGACUGCCGGAUAUUAUUUUUUUGCGGUUUAUCCCCGCUGGCGCGGGGAACACCUGCUGCUCGAGCUGGUGGAGUGCUGCUAUAGCGGUUUAUCCCCGCUGGCGCGGGGAACACAACGUCAGGUUGUCGCCGCUCUGCGUGGUCGCCGGUUUAUCCCCGCUGGCGCGGGGAACACUGCAUGGCUUUGGCUUCCUCUUUGACGGACGCCGGUUUAUCCCCGCUGGCGCGGGGAACACAUAUAUCAGAGCAAAAAACAAAGCCACAGCCACGGUUUAUCCCCGCUGGCGCGGGGAACACCAUAAAGAAACUAUUUUGCGUUUCGUUCAGGUCGGUUUAUCCCCGCUAGCACGGGGAACACUUUUACAGUGUCAACAAUCGUUCCCUGAUUGUCGGUUUAUCCCCGCUGGCGCGGGGAACACCCGCCGUUGGCACCGUCAAACUCCGGUACUGUCGGUUUAUCCCCGCUGGCGCGGGGAACACUAUAGAGAUCGUUUUUGGAAUUUACAGCGAGGCGGUUUAUCCCCGCUGGCGCGGGGAACACCCGUAAGUGGUUUGAGCGAUGAUAUUUGUGCUCGGUUUAUCCCCGCUGGCGCGGGGAACACUCUAAACAUAACCUAUUAUUAA
Messenger RNA from Auanema sp. JU1783, 849 nucleotides. Lineage: Eukaryota; Metazoa; Nematoda; Chromadorea; Rhabditida; Rhabditidae. The record is from the annotation of a GenBank genome assembly.